AGCGGCGGCGGCAGCCUCGGUGGUAGCAGCAGCAGCAGCAGCAGCAGCAGCAGCAGCAACAGAAGCUGCCGCGCUGCUGAGUAGCAGCAAGGACUCCGAGUCAAGAGUAGGAUUGUAGGAUUGGAUCUGAGUGGGAACAAGAGUGAGCUGGCCAGAGAGAGGAGCAGAUCCCUCCCAGCGCCCUCAGGCCACCCAUUGCCAGUAAUCUUCGAGCCAGACCUCUUGAGAGGAGACGGGACAGCCAACCCUAGCCUACCCAGGAAGAAGCUCACUAUGGCUCCAGUCCCCUGGCCAUGCUGACGGCAGCCUGCAGCAAAUUUGGCGGCUCCAGCCCUCUGCGGGACUCGACAACCCUGGGGAAAGGAGGCACAAAGAAGCCAUACGCUGACCUUUCAGCCCCCAAAACCAUGGGGGACGCCUACCCAGCUCCCUUCUCAAGCACCAAUGGACUCCUCUCUCCUGCAGGCAGUCCUCCGGCCCCAGCCUCUGGCUAUGCAAAUGACUACCCACCCUUCCCCCACUCAUUUCCUGGGCCCACUGGUGCCCAAGACCCUGGGCUCCUAGUGCCUAAGGGGCACAGCUCCUCUGACUGCCUGCCUAGUGUCUAUACUUCCCUGGAUAUGACUCAUCCCUAUGGCUCCUGGUACAAGGCAGGCAUCCACGCAGGCAUCUCACCAGGUCCAGGCAACACACCUACUCCUUGGUGGGACAUGCACCCUGGGGGCAACUGGCUAGGUGGUGGUCAGGGCCAGGGUGAUGGGCUGCAAGGGACACUGUCCACAGGCCCUGCCCAGCCUCCACUGAACCCCCAGCUGCCUACUUACCCAUCUGACUUUGCUCCCCUUAACCCAGCUCCCUACCCAGCACCCCACCUCUUGCAACCAGGGCCCCAGCAUGUCCUACCCCAAGAUGUCUAUAAGCCCAAGGCGGUUGGCAAUAGUGGGCAACUGGAGGGGAAUGGUGCAGCCAAAACCCCUCGGGGUGCUGGCACAGGGGGCAGUGGUGGAUAUGCGGGAAGUGGGGCAGGGCGUUCUACCUGCGACUGCCCCAACUGUCAGGAGCUAGAGCGGCUCGGGGCAGCAGCGGCUGGGCUGAGGAAGAAGCCCAUUCAUAGCUGCCACAUCCCUGGGUGCGGCAAGGUGUACGGCAAGGCUUCGCAUCUGAAAGCCCACUUGCGCUGGCACACUGGCGAGAGGCCUUUCGUCUGCAACUGGCUUUUCUGCGGCAAGAGGUUCACUCGCUCCGACGAGCUGGAGCGCCACGUGCGCACUCACACCCGGGAGAAGAAGUUCACCUGCCUGCUCUGCUCCAAGCGCUUUACCAGAAGCGACCACUUGAGCAAACAUCAGCGCACCCACGGGGAGCCAGGCCCGGGGCCGCCCCCAAGUGGCCCUAAGGAGCUGGGGGAGGGUCGCAGCGUCGGGGAAGAAGAAGCCAAUCAGCCGCCCCGAUCUUCCACUUCGCCUGCACCCCCAGAAAAAGCCCAUGGAGGCAGCCCAGAGCAGAGCAACCUGCUAGAGAUCUGAGCUGGGUAGAGGAAGGUCUCCAGCUCCAGGGUCCUCUUGCCAGGCUCUCUUGGCGCGGUGGACCCACUGGUUGCCCCUCGCUCUCUCCUAUUGCAUGCUAUACUCUGGGGGCUCUCUCUGGUCCCCUAGGCUAUCUCCUUGCAUGUCUCCUCAGUUCUUCUCUCUUUGUCAAGAGUCUUAGCCAAACUCCUCUCAGGCCUUUGCCAGUGCCUAGUUCCUAUGCUCCGACCUCCUGAACUUUUUCUUUGCCCCUGUUCUUCACAGCUUCCAUCUGGACUCACAUCAUUUUCUCAUUAACUCGUUGCCAUCUAAUCUUUCUGCUUCCCAAUCCUGUUUGCCGUUUUCCCGAAGCUUCCAGGCUGUCGACUCGAUUCCCCUCUGCUUUCCAUUCCCCUGAGCUUUGUUUUUUCUUUUUUUAAACAAACACGAUGAUGAUGAUGAUAAUGAUGAUGAUGAUGAUAAUGAUAAUUUAUUGCCCCCCGGUGGUUCUUCAUUAGGAACCAGAGUUAAGGAGAUUGGUGUUAGUAACCUGGCCGGGAGCAGAGUGCCAAGAAGGGGAAGCCCAAUGGGGAUCUGAUCCCAAAGAUGGGGUGACCCCAGGGUCAGGGAGGCUGCCCCCCAGCCUUGAGUACUCAACCCCUAUGCACCAGGAGUAAAGAAUAGUAAUAGUAAUAAUAAUAAUUCUAUUUAUCUAAGUUAUGAUGACGGGUCAGGUACAGUGAGCUGGAGAGGGAAAGGGAUUCUUUUUUUUCCCCCCUAAGGAAAUUCUAGUCAAAUGCAUCUCUGUAUAGACAAAUGAUAGUGGAGACCUUGUUCGUAGAUUUCUAUCAUCGAGGUCUCCGUGAGUUUCUUUUUUCAGUGGAGUUUUGGGUUGUUCGGCCUCUUUUAGAGUUUCUGUGGGUGUCUCUCUGUUAGGCAGUCUCUAAGAUCCCCAGCCCCAGCCAGAAGCUGUGAAAUUUCAAGUCCUAUGGCGGGGAGGACUGGAAUGUACCCCAGUUCUCUCGACCUGACUGCAGAUCAGGUUCCUCCGCUGAUCCUCUUCUCAUACCCUGUGACCUCACCAGGUUAAUCCCCUUGUCGUCAUGGUUACAGAGAGCUUGCAGCUGCCAUCUUAAACGUGCUCUUUGGGGGAGAGCCCACCUAACAGGAGGAUUUUGGUUUGGAGGUGCCCCUCCUGAAAAAGUAGGUGGGCAGAGGCUUUCUCUGGGAUCAAAUUCAAAUAAAUCAAGUAUUUAUUGAAUGCUUACUAUGUGCAAGGCCUGGUGCCUAGAAGCCAUGAGAAAGAAUUUAUAACAGGACAGAAGUCCCUAAACUAAACAUCCACAGGCCCCCAAUCUAGGAGGUUUCACUCCAUUCCAGUGACUUUUAAAACCGCUUUGUGCCUUUGAAAUGCCUUUCCUGAGAUUUUUGGAUCUUCCUGUUCUGUCCCCUGCUCCUUCUAGGCCCCAAGAUAAAGGGUAAAGCCAUGGAGUCUGGGAAGAACAUAACGUCGUUGACGGGAUCGUCCCUUUGUGGAAUCUUUCUUUUUUUUAAUUUAAUAAAUAAAAGUUCGAUUU
Molecule: messenger RNA, 3082 nt
Organism: Mus caroli (Ryukyu mouse)
Lineage: Eukaryota; Metazoa; Chordata; Mammalia; Rodentia; Muridae
Source: RefSeq, a predicted model, not a curated record